Messenger RNA from Bicyclus anynana (squinting bush brown), 6198 nucleotides. RefSeq names its product tolloid-like protein 1 (gene tok). The record is from RefSeq and is a predicted model, not a curated record. The transcript has 20 exons. Gene Ontology annotation, molecular function: calcium ion binding; metalloendopeptidase activity; zinc ion binding. The coding region runs from base 197 to 4330 and encodes 1377 amino acids. Gene Ontology annotation, biological process: proteolysis. Lineage: Eukaryota; Metazoa; Arthropoda; Insecta; Lepidoptera; Nymphalidae.
GCAGGAGCGCGUGACGAGUGGCUGUCACUUGCGCGACUGACGCGAGUUUGUGACAGUGUGUUAUACGCUUUGCAUACGCUUUAGAUACGGUUUAAGUCUUAUAUGAAGUGCUUUUGACUUUUCACUUGGAUUCUGUAGUAUACGAAAUAUUUCUAAAAUUAUGUCAUAGUGCUGUGAUAAGUAAAUAUUUAUCAAAAUGACGUUGUGGUGUAGUGCGUCCAGCUCGGCGGUCGGUGCAAUACUGACUUUUUUUGUGUGUGUCGCCGCUGACGUAACCUUUGUGGAGGGGAGAGACGAGCCGCACAGAUAUACGAUAGAAGAGCUGCUGUCAACGCAUUUUGAAAAUAAAGAUUCUAAUGAUAUCGGGAUGGAUCCUUGUAAAGCUGAAAAUUUCCAAGGAGACAUCGCCAUACCAAACGUAGAUUAUUUUAAACCAGCCAAGACUGCCCCCUCAACAUCUAAAAUUAAUAAAUCGUUACAAGAAGAAGUGGAAAGGCUUAAAAAAGAAGUGUUGUUAGAAGGUUUACAAGUAGAAGAGGAAGGACUAACUGAUAUACUAAGAAAGAGAACAAAACAGCCAUUAGCGUUUUCUCAAGAGAAACCAAAAAAGUACAAUGAAGCUUCCAUAGCAACUAAAGUAUUACCAGCUGGCUUAGAUAAAUCGCUAUUAAUGAAACAUGGAAGAAUGCCUAUAGAUGAAGAGUUAGACACAGUUAAGUUUAACGAGCAAAGUAAAAGUAGUAAUUUUAAUGAAACCAAUAUAACAGAUAACUUAACAGAGUCAGAAAGCUUAGAACAAGAUGGCGUAUUAGUUGUAAACAUUUCAAGUGAUAACAUUUUAAAUCUAGACGAAUUUUAUCCCCACAUGCAAAUGUCUAAUUUCUCACAUAAAUCUGAUGAAGUCACGAACAAGAUACAGAGUAACAGUAGAGAAAUAACUGGCGAUUUUAAUAAUAACCUAAAAUUUAAAGAAUUGCCUGAAAAUAUGACAGUAGCUCCCGCUCCUACGAACGGAGUUUUACCAGUAAACGAAAAGGAUGAAGACAAUGAGACUUUACAGAAACAAUUGAUAGAUAACGCUAGUCAAGAGCUUUACAAGAAAAUGUAUGGUGCCAAUAGUUUACUAAAACCUACACAGAGUUUGCAAAGUUUAUUAGGAAACACAUCUAGUCAUAGACGGCGACGGAGAAGAAGACAUGGUAACGGUAGACGGCUAAGAAAUAUAUCCACUGAAAAAACAGGAGACAAUUCAAUAGCAAGCAGCAAGGAGCAACUCAAGAGCACCGAAGACAAUACAAGCGAUAUUCAGAGAGGAAAACUAAAAGGGCGACAUCAAAAGAAAAUACCAAACGCAGAUCACAGAAAAACCAUGCGUCAUAUUGCGCCAAUACACGAAUUCGAAGAGAAGUUCGAGUUAAAACCACCACCAAAGCCUUUAAAUUUUGUAGAUGUUUUGAAUGUCGAAAAGGGGAUAUCAAAUAACACAACCCCAUUCGAAGGUUGGUUUUUUCGGGACACCGAAGAUGAUUUAGAAGCCAGCGAGAGUAAAUUCUACAAUCAUACAGAGAGACGGCACCGCACCGCGCGAGCUGCCACCAACAGGAAGGAGCGUAUUUGGGACAACGGCGUCAUACCUUACGAGAUCGACGGCAACUUCAGCGGCGCACACAAGUCGCUGUUCAAGCAGGCCAUGAGACACUGGGAGAACUUCACGUGCGUCAAGUUUGUGGAGCGAGAGUCGGAUCAUAAAGACUACAUCGUGUUCACAGAGCGACCUUGUGGAUGCUGCUCAUUCGUGGGUAAGCGCGGCGGAGGCGCUCAAGCGAUAUCCAUCGGCAAGAACUGCGACAAGUUCGGCAUCGUGGUGCACGAGCUGGGCCACGUGGUGGGCUUCUGGCACGAGCACACCAGACCGGACCGGGACCGGCACGUGCAGAUCAUACGGGACAACAUACUCACCGGCCAAGAGUACAACUUCAACAAGCUGACAGACGAGGAAGUGAACUCCCUAGGGCAGACGUAUGACUACGACUCCAUCAUGCAUUACGCGAGGAAUACCUUCAGCAAAGGGACGUACCUCGACACCAUCCUUCCUCUGGAGGUUCUGGGCAAAAAGCGACCGGAGAUUGGGCAGCGAGUGAGAUUGAGCGCCAGCGACAUAGCUCAGACCAACUUGCUUUAUAAAUGUGCUAAAUGUGGUAAAACCUUCCUGGGCAAUGCUGGUUGGUUCAACUCGCCCGGCUGGGGCUCAGAGGCGCAGCCUGCGACCCAGGAGCGCUGCGAGUGGCGCAUCGUGGCAACUCACGGGGAGCGCGUGGUGCUCAAUAUUACCGAAAUCGACAUCCACAAAUCGGACGGCUGUCGCUCGGAGUGGGUGGAGGUGUGGGACGGCUAUAUGCCCAACGCCCCAGUGCUGGGCCGGAUCUGUGGGUCUGGGAAAGGGCCCAUCAUGCGCUCGACGGGCUCGCGGCUCACAGUGGUGUACCAACCGGGUCCGAAGACCAAACCACAUAGAGGUUUUAGAGCUCACUACGAAGCCGUUUGUGGCGGCGACAUAGAAGUGGACAGCAGUAGUCACUUGGAGUCACCAAACUAUCCCGACGACUACCAACCUAAUAAACUCUGUAUAUGGAAACUUUCUGUGCCACAGGAUUACCAAGUCGCUCUGCGUUUCCACUCGUUUGAGGUGGAAAACCACGACACGUGUAACUACGACAAAGUUAAAGUCCGAGACGGCGACUCGCUAGAUAGUCCCCUCAUCGGCGUGUUUUGUGGACAUAAGAUUCCUCCUGAUAUAAGAUCUACCUCAAACAAACUUCUAGUCAUCUUCGAAUCGGACAGUUCAGUUCAAAAAGCUGGUUUCUCUGCCACAUUCAUGAAGGAAUUCGAUGAGUGCGCGUCCAUAGACCACGGCUGCAGUCACUCAUGUGUCAACACUCUUGGCGGAUAUGAGUGCGCUUGCGAUAUUGGUUAUGAGUUACACUCGGAUGGGAAGAAAUGCGAGAAUGCUUGCGGUGGUGUAUUGUAUGCCCCAAACGGCACGAUCACAUCACCGUCGUUCCCAGACCUGUACCCACCAUCCAAAAACUGUCUGUGGGAAAUAGUCGCCCCGCCACAACACAGGAUUACACUUAACUUUACGCAUUUUGAUUUAGAAGGAAGCAAUAAUAUGUAUCAUCAGGAAUGUGAAUACGACAGUGUAACCGUGCACUCAAGGCUGGGCGCUGAUGUGUUACGAAGACACGGAGCAUUUUGUGGAUCAGUGCUGCCUCCACCGGUUACGUCAGAUGGAUCAGUACUGCGUGUUCAGUUCACGUCAGAUACAUCAGUCCACCACUCUGGAUUCGCAGCAGCGUAUUACAUAGAUGUCGAUGAGUGCGCUGACAACAAUGGUGGCUGCCAACACGAGUGUCACAACACUUUGGGCGGAUAUGAGUGCGCGUGUCACAGCGGCUUCACACUCCAUCCCAAUAAACAUGAUUGCAAAGAAGGCGGCUGCAAACAUGAUAUCACGCACCCACAUGGCACAAUAUUCAGUCCAAACUACCCGGACACUUACCCCGCAAGGAAGGACUGCGUGUGGCAGUUCUCCACAACGCCCGGACAUCGCAUCAAGUUAAUCUUUAACGUCUUUGAAUUAGAGCCACAUCAGGAAUGCACAUACGAUCACGUCACCAUUUACGAUGGAUCUUCAGCUGAUGAGAAGACAUUGGGAAGAUUCUGUGGAGGCAAGCUUCCACACCCUGUAGUCGCUUCACAGAACCAGAUGUACGUCGUAUUCAAGUCAGAUGCGUCUGUGCAACGGAAAGGAUUUCUAGCGACGUACUCUACAGCUUGCGGAGGAUACCUCGCAGCAUCAGAGACUGUGGAGCACCUAUACUCUCACGCACGCUACGGCCACGACUCGUACGAAUCGCGCGCCAACUGUGACUGGAGUAUCGUGGCCCCGCUCGGCCAAUUCGUCAGGCUCACCUUCCUCACCUUCGAGUUGGAGCCGGAGACCAAUUGCGGAUAUGAUUACGUUCAGGUGUUUGGUGGACUGGAGGGAAGCGCUGGUGAUUACGGCAGCUUUUGUGGCACUAAGGGUCCACCCGAGAUCGUAUCAACAACAGAAGCCUUACUAGUCAAAUUCCGUACUGACGACACAAUAGUAUUCAAAGGAUUCUCCGCAUCGUACCAAGCGGUGAAGCCAGAAGUGUGGAGUGGAGAAGAUAGUUCAGAAGGCGGAGAAGACUUGGACGAGGAAGAAGACGAACAGAUACCCCCUCUAGUGGUCAGUAGGAGGGGUCUGCGGGCCCCGUUGCAGAGGUUCGUGCGCCGGCCCACGUGACGUUGGCCAUUACGUCAUCGUCAUAGGCGAUUGCACCGCAACGCUCACAAUCGGCUUAAAUAUGAUAAUGUUAAAAAGAAUUGAGUUCUUUUAGAGCAAAUAUUUUCUGCCUCUGCGAAUUCGACCAACUUAAUUAUUAAAAAACCGCUUGAAACGUAGGUAUCGUGAAGACAAAUGACAUACUGUCGAAUGUUAUGAGAGUAUGGUCAGUAAAAUUCGAUGAACGAAUGACAGCGUUACGUUUUUUGUGCGCAAUCUAUUCUGCGCACCUUUCACCUUUCUCAGGCGUUAGUAUUGAGAAGUACGUAGCAACAUACACUUAUUUAGUCAGUCGAUCUGAAAGAGUAAACUCCAUUCGUGCGUCGGAGCUGACUCACACUUUUUUUGUUAUUUUUCUGUUCAGUCAAAAGUCGACUUCCGCAACAGAAAUCCAAAAUACUUUCCAUCGCUUCUAUUUUGGACUCUAUAGGAUAGGAUACCUAGGUACCUAGACCAUCUGGCAGAAAAUAUUUAUGGACUGGACUGUGUUUCUCGGAUUUUUUUUAAUAAUAAUGAUUGGAAGAGACGGAAUGUUACAUGUUUUGAAAAUGGAUUUGCGAUGGAUCUGAGUCUACCUUUAUUUUUGUAUUUUGUUUUUUUGCGUAUAGAAUUUUUCACGGAUGUGAAUUUAAAUGUAGUAAUAUUUUUUGUGAUAGUACUUAUCUAUUUCUGACAUGUUUGUCUAUGGACACAAUGUUGCCAUACUAAUUGUUAAUUUGGUACCCUUAGGAAUAUAUUAUUUACAGUUAACAAACCAAAAAUAAAAACAAUAAUAAUAAAUCUGUCUGGCCUGAUUGCUAAACUUUAGGAAGAAAAUAUAAUAAAGCAUUUAAUUUCGUUGCUAAGGGGAUUAAUGCGAUUAUAAUUAAAUUAUUAUUAUAAUAAUGUUUGAAUUUAUUUUAUAUGACUGAAUGAAAAUGUAAAUAAAUUAUUUAUACGAAUGCGUAGGUGUUUAAUACAAUACUUAAUAGCGGUUACCAAGUUAAUAAUACUCAUUAAUGUAAAUUCCUAAUAAAUUGUAGAAACUUGUUAAAAUAUCUAAUAUAAUAAUACAAAUUUUACGUGUUCUUUUGUUAAAUACUUUUAUUUAGGUUACUGAAAUACAAUUUAAACCAAAGAUAAGUCCAAAGACAUUUUAUAGUGCCAUAAUAAUAUUUCAACUAAGUAAUCAAAUAGAACCGAAAGUACUCGCAUAAUUAUAAUCUAAUCAUUUGCUAUUACAAUAUGUACUUACAGUAAAAAUAUGAUUCCUUAACCAUAAAAAAGUUUACUAUCGGUAAUGCCUGUAAUACAAUAGUUUGCAUUUUUGUAGAUAGAUAUUUAACGCAAUAUGAAUGCACAAUUUAGUAAGAAACAAUGUGACAAUACAUUUUAGAUUUAAGAUACUUAUUAAUAUAAUACUAAUAAUAAUUGAAUAAAUAAUAAUGAACUAAGCGAUAGUGUUGUUACAGGUCAUAUCAAAAUAAUUAAUUAAAAUUUCGCUGUUAUUGAAUUUAUGCGUAUCUUCUACUUUGUUUUCUAUGUGUUCGUAAAAUAUUUUGCUCCUGAAGUAAGUUCAUUGUAAAACAACUGAUAAUGAAAUAUGCAGUUAUUUGUGUUUGGUAGAUUUAACUCAAUAUUAUUUAAUGUUAACGUAAAUGAUGUUGUAGGGAUGAGGACGUGAUGUUUAAUGUUUUAUUGUGUGCCAAAACUUGAUACUUAUUGAUGAUAGAUAAUUAUAGUUUUAAUGUGUAGAUAAGUUAGUAUUUUAUAACUUAAACUUGGAAAUAUUUAUAUGACGUAGGAAUGUCAUAAUAUUAUUAUUUUUAAUAAAAUGAUUGUAAAAUUUA